AUGAAAGAUGAUUUAUUCUUUUCAGUAUAUAGAGAUAUUAAUAUUAAUAAAUUAAUAUGGGGAUUUGUUCAAUCAGAAUAUAAAACAUUAAAUGAUAAAUUUAAUUACUAUGAAAUUAUAGACGCAAAUUUAAUGGCAAGAAAGAAAUGUUAUCAUGGAUUAUUAAGAUAUAAAGUAAAAAAUGGUGAUUUAUUAUCAUUCAAUAUUGAUGGUAGAUUAUCAUUUAAUGAUAUUUUUAAUAAUUUUAAAGAUAGUAGUAGUAGUAGUUGUAGUAGUAGUAAUAAUAAUAAUGAAGAAACAAAAGAAGAAAUGGAAGAGAAAGAUGAAAAACAAAGUGAAAAUUAUAAAUUUUAUUUAAAUUUGUUUGAAAAUUAUUCAAAUUAUUUUUUAACAGAUAUAAAUGAAAUAUUAAGUUCAAUAAUUAAAUGUAGUUGUAUUAUUGCAUUCAAGGUUUUAGUUAAUGAGUAUGAUUUAGAAGGUGAUUGUAAACAUUUAAAAUCAUUAUAUUUACAAUCAAUUAAAGAAGGUUCAACUGAAAUUUCAGACUAUUUUUUAAAAAAUUUUAAAUUGGAAUUGAAUGAAAAUGAUUAUAAAUCAAUUUGGAAUUUUUUAUUAACCAACAACAGUGGUAGUAGUGACAGUAGUAGUAGUAUUAGUAGUAAUAAUAGUAAAUCAAUGAUUAAUAAAUCAAUUCAGUAUUUAUCAAAAUUAAAUCAACUACCAACUCCAAAUUUAAUUCAAUCAGUUCAACAUAUUAUUGAUUUUAAUAUUAUUGAUUCGAAAUUUAAUAUAACAUUUCAAUUCUUAUUAGAUACAUGCUAUUCAAUUUCUACAUUAUCAACUGCAACAACAACAAAUUUAUUAAAAGAUAAUUUUAAAUUUAAUGAAUUUGUUGGAUUACAAAAUAAAGAGAUAGUGAUAUUAAGUAAAAUUGAAUUGGAUGAAAUUUCAAAAGUUUUAAAAGAAAGGGAAUUAUUAUUGAAAUCACCAAUUAAUUAUGAAAGUGAAAUUGAAGAAGAGAAUGAAAUUUUUAGAAAAUUAGUUGGUAUGUCAAUAAUAUUUACAUCAUCAUCAAAUGAAAAUUCAAUUAUUAAUUUACUAUUUUAUAAUGUAAAGUAUGAUAAUUUACAUUUAUCAUUGAUUGAAUGUGGUAGUAGUGGUAGUGGUGGUGGUGGUAGUGAUAGUAUUAAAAUCAAUGAAUAUUAUCCAAUUAAUAAUGAUUAUACUAUAUCCAAAAUAAUUGAUUGUGGUGAUCAUUUUUUUAAUCAAAUUUCAACAAGAUUCUUUAAAACUAAAUUAUUAUCAAUGUUUAAUAAAAACUCAAUUAAAUAUCAAUCAAUUAAAGAUAGUUUUAUAAAUUCAAUAAUUGAAUAUCAAAAACAAAAACAAAAACAACAACAACAAAACAUUGAUCCAUCAAAUCUUUUAAAUUUAUUAGAAUUGGUAAUUAAAUCAAAUGACUACAUAUUCAUUAAUGAUUUCAUUAAUAAAUUAGACCAAAAUGAAAUUAAUUUACCUGAUUUACCUUCAAAUUAUUAUAGAUUUAUUGAUGUUUCAUCAUUACCACCAGUAUCUUCAAAUAUUCCCUCGUCUUCUUCUUCUUCUUCCUCCUCCUCCUCCUCCUGUUCUUUUAAUAAUGAAGAACCAAUUAAAAUAUUUGAUAUUAUUUAUAAAAGAUUUAAAUCAAAUUUCAAUUUAAAUUAUUUUUUAAGAAUACCAUAUAUUAAAGAUGUUGAAACAUUUAAUAAUCAACAACAGCAACAACAACAACAACAAGUUGUUGAUAAUAGAUAUUCAGUAUUGUUGUAUCAUUUAAAGAAUAGUUAUAAAAGUGAUUAUUAUCAAUACAUUAAUAAUCAAUUUCAAAUGGAUAAAGAGUUUUUAUAUUGUGAUUUCAUCUUUGAUAAUUAUGAUGAUUUUAGUUCACAUUUAGAAACAAUUUGGAAUUCAGAGAAUAGUUAUUAUAAUAUUGAACAACAACAACAACAAAUUACAAAUAAUACAAAAGAUUGUAAAUUUAAAUUAAAAAAUUUCAUUACUUUAUUUGAAAAAAUUAUUUUACCAAGCAUUAAAAAUAAUAAUAAUAAUAACAAUAAUAGCAUAUUCAAAUUCACACCAUUAGGAUGUAAAUUUUCACUUGAAUGGAUUUUAAAAAAUCAUCCAAAACUAAUUGAAAAUCAAUCAUUGGUAAUUGAUAAUAAUUUAUAUGGAUAUUAUUAUUAUUGUAGAGGUUUUGAAACAUUAAAAAAUCAAUUUAUUAAUAAUAACAAUAAUAAUAAUCAAAAAUCAAUAAUUUCAAAAUUAUUAUUAUCAAAUCCAUUAGAAUUAAUUAUUAAACGUUGUGAUUUACCUUGUUUAGAAUUUAUACUUGAAAAUUUGAAUAAUAAUAAUAAUAAUAAUAAUAAUAAUAAUAAUAAUAAUAAUAAUAAUAAUAAUAAUAAUAAUAAUAAUAGUAAUAAUAAUCAAAUUCAACAACAUGAUAUUGAAAGAAUAAUGUUAUUAAUUUCAAGAUUUAAUCGUGUUGAUGUUUUAUCAUUUAUUUUCACUUAUUUCCCAAAAUUAUUAAAUCAAGAAACAAAAACAUAUUUAUUCACUCAAUCAGUUUUAAAUUUUGGUUCACUCGAUACUAUAGAAUAUUUAUUUCAAAUCAUUGGUUUUAGACCCAAUCCAUCCUCAUUUAAUCAUUUACAUCCUAAGGGUGAAUUUAGAAUACCACUCACUUAUUAUGAAUUACUUUAUAAUAACUGUUGUUUAAAUAUUAUCAGUUCAUCAAUUUCAAAAAAAGAAGUAAAUUUAUUUGGAAAUCAAUUAAAUUAUGCAGCAAUUGAAAUAGAAUUUGAUAGUGAUAUAUUCAAGUAUGACUCAUUAGGAUGUCCAAAUUUUAAUUGUACAUCAGUAGUUGGCCAAGAUGAAAUUGAUUGUACUUGUGAUUAUACAGAUGUUAAUGAUUGUCCAAAACAAAUUGAUUCAUCAUGUCCACCAUGUCCAUUAUUUGAUAAAUUUGAUAAUGAUAUAGAAUUAUGUAAAAACAAUAUUGAUCCAACAGUUAUUUGGACUACAGUAGUGAAAGAUAAAGAAUAUAUCUUUACAUCAGAUAAAUCCAUUCAGUUAAGAUAUAAAGCAGAUUCAAAGAUAUGUGAGCAAAUUAUGAUACAAAAUCAUCAAAUUAAAGGAUUUUAUAAAUUAUCAAUGGGUUAUUCACCAACAUAUUUCUCACAAAGGGAUAUGAUUCUUAGUAAUCCUUUAGUUUAUGGUGUAAUGAAUAUGUGUCCAUCUGAUAAUAUCUCUUACUUACAGGGUAAAGAUUUUAAUCAAGGUUGGACACAAGAUACAUUCUAUUUCACACUUCAACCAUUUAAAAUUGGUAAACCAUUUUCAAUGUCAUUCAAAUUAACCUCAAAACCAGUACCACCAAUUUUAACGACAACAAUGACAAAAUGUGAAAAUAUUACUAAUACUCAUCAAUGUUUAAAUGAUGGUGAAAUGGUUGAAAGAGAUGAAGAACAACCUCAAACAUACCAUUAUUAUACAUUUAAAGCGUUGAAGAGUGCAAUAUACACAAUUAGAUGUCCAACAUUAUAUGAAACAGUUGGUAUUUUAGCUGAUGAUGUUAAUUCAUUCCCAGUUUAUUCAUCGAUAAUACCUGCGAAAUGGGCAAGUGUUGAUAGUUUUGAAAAUAAUAUUGUGGUUUAUUUAGAAAAGGAUAGUGUGAUCUAUAUUGGUGUAUACAUUUCUUGGCCAUCAUUUUAUACAUUAUCAAUUACAUCUCAAGCUUAUUAUUCACCAGUUAAUAUUUCAAGUUUACCUCCAAUGGCUGCAAUUUUUGCUCAAACUAAAUCAAGUAGAAUAAAGAAUUCAAUAACUCAAAUCGCUUGUGAAUCAUGGUCUCAAUGCUUUUUAUAUACAAUUGGUGCGCCAUACCUAAAUAAUGAUCCAAUAUCACCUUUACCACCACCUUAUUUAACUUAUUUUAUUCAAGAUUCAUUACCAUCCUUCUUUGAUUUAGAUUAUGAUGAUACCUUAUUAAAUCCAAUGAAAUCAAAAACUUUUCAAGCUGCUUUCUUAUUAUCUUAUAAAAUUGGUUCUGCAACAACUUCAACUUUAAUUGAUUUUAAUUUAGCUUUAAAUUCACAAAUUGAAUUUUUAUCAACAUUUUUUGAUAAAAAUGGAAUUGCAAUUUCAAAUAUUGUAUCAUAUAAAGAAAAAGAAUUAGAAUGUAAUUAUAAAGAUUUUAAUGAAAUUUUAAAUGAAAUUAAUAGAAUUGAAAAUUUAUUAUAUAAUGUUACAGAUUUAAUGGAAAUGAAUAAUUUAAGAUAUCAAUUGGAUACAUUAACAAUUAGAAAUAGUUAUGUUGGAUGUUCACAUCAAGCAAUUAAAUUUUUAGAAAAGAAAACAGUUUUAAAGAAUGUAACAGGUACCUAUUGUAAUUAUCAAACAACUGAUCCAGAAUUUGAAACUGAUCCAUGUUGUAGUUUAGUAAUGAGAUAUAAACAAUGUUGUAAUCCAAUUACAAUGCAAAUUGAAACGGUUGAAUAUGUUGGUAUUGAAUCAACUGAUGUAAAAGAUCAAUGUUCCAAUCCAUUAUGUACAGAGAGUGUUAUCGAUCAAUAUUACAAUACAUUGGAUUCAACACAAAAUGAAUGUACAAUUGAAAAUCAAGCAUUAGAUAAAAUUAAAAUCAAUAUAAUUUCAACACUUCGUCAAUGUCAAUCAGAUUUAAAUAUUUUAUCAUCAUCGAAUGUAGAUUGUACAUUAGAUAAAGAUUGUUUAGAAUUUAGUGGUUCAAAAAGUACUUGUGAUUUAUAUUCAAGAAAAUGUAUACCAGAUAUUGAAUAUUUAGAUAACCUUUACUUAAAUUGUAUUUUUAGUCAAUUAGAUAAAGGUAUAAUUUUUAAACUUUUAAAGAAACCUUUUAUAUUGGAUAAUCAAGAUUCAUUAAUUCAAGAGAUUUACAAUCAUUAUCAAAAAGAUGAUUGUAUAAAUCAAGGUCCAUUUCCAAACCAAGAUAGACAAAGAUUUAAAUAUUAUUCAAAUUCACAAGAAGAUCGUUAUUAUGAAUCACCACUUUGUUUAGAUGAUUCAUGUCCAUUGGUUCAUGAUUUAAAUUAUGAUGAUAUUUAUGGUGAUUUUAAAAGAUUUUACAAUUUAAAUCAAGAUACUAUUGGUUAUUGUGAUCUAUUAGGUUUUUGUAAUUCAGAUUCAUCAUGUAUAGGUAUUAAUGGUGAUCCAACUCUUUCAAUUUGUAUUGAUGAUUGUAAUGUAGAUUUUUGUGGAUUUUGUUCAAACAGUACCAAUUCACUUUGUUAUAAUUUCAAUAUAAAUGAUCAAACAACAUGUGAAUCAUUAGGUCAUUGUAUGUUACCAAAUGGUGAUUAUCAACAAACCACUCUAGAGAGUGAAUGUCAACAAUUAGGAGUUUGUUCAGUUCCUUGUGGUUAUAGUUGUCAAGGUUUUAUUGGUUGUGCAAUUACAAAUGUUAUUAAUGAAACUCAAUGUUUAACAAUUAAUUCAACCACUUGGGAUAACACAUUCAAUUUAUGUUAUGAUAAUACUGUUUUAACAGUUGCACAAUGUAUUGGUGACCAAUCAACAAACAAUAAUAAUUAUCAAUGGGUUAAUUGUACAUCAAAUUCAAUCGAUAAAUGUAUUGGACCAAAUACACCAUUAUUGUAUGGUAUUUGUUAUUUAACAACAAUUGAAUGUAAAUCAAAACAAGAAUGUGAACAAGCAGGACAAUGUUCAGAUAUGUAUUAUUUUUCACCUGAAAAUACUAAAGGUUAUCCAUUGGGUUUAGGUAAAUGUGUAAGACCUCAUAAUUUAUAUAGAAGUAUGGUUUCAUGUUUUUAUUCAAAUAAUAUAUUUGAAACUGAACAAGACUCACCAAUGGGAUGUUUCAAUUAUUUACCAAAUGUAUUCACAAGAAAUGAUUGUGAAGCAUUAGGUGAUGGUUAUCAAUGGUGGUCAGCAGCUCAAAGUGAAUCAGAAUGUUUAUCAACUUUUGGUUGUAGUGUAAUUCCAAGUGAUAAUUCAAAAAUGUUACCAUAUAAUAGAUUAUUUAAUGAAAUGGAUUAUGAAACUUGUGUAGGUUGUUAUGAAUCAACUAAUGAAUGGACCAAUAAGUUCACCUAUAAACAUGGUGAAUGGAAGAGUGGAAUUUUCACACCAAAAGGUGUAUGGAUGCAAAGUAAAUGGAUUUCAACAGCAACUAGAACCACGUCAUUAGAUUAUGAAAGAAUCUAUAAUGAUCUAAUGACUAGUGCAAAUUCUCAAAUGUCAGAUUUAUUACGUUCUGAAUAUUUUUGUAGAAUGUUUCGUACUAAAAAUAAUUUAAAUUCAAUUUCAUGUAGUUGUUCAGGUGAUGGCGAUAGUUCAUGUUUUAAAGAAACUUCAUUACUUUUAGGUGAAACACAACCAUGUCAUUCAAAAUCAACUUCUUUCCAUUUUAGCUAUGGUCAGGUUUUAUUUUCAAAUGAUUCAGUCCCUCAAGGUUGUGGUAAUUGUUUAGUAUCACAAUAUUCAAGACAACUAUUUACCUCAGUUGAAAAACAAUUAUUCCCUUCAAAUUUCGUAUCUUAUCCAAAGCCUGAAGAUUUUGGUAUUAUAAAUUCAAAAGGUGCUAUAAUUGGUACGAUUCUAGGUGAUGGUAUAGUAAUAGAAUCACAAGGUGUUAUUAAAUAUAAUGUUUGUUUAGCAUUCACUUUAAAUAAAGAUUCAGAAAAAUAUCCAGUUUUAGAUUUUGCAAGUUUAGAUGAACAAACUAAAAAAUUGUAUCCUAAAGGUUUAGAUCAAGGUUAUAUUGUGAAAUUGGAAGAUGGUGAAGAUGAUUUAUUAUGUUUUGAAAUUUUAAGUGUAAAACAAAAAGAAACAUUAUUCCCAAUUAAUCAUAUCAAUGGCAAUUGGGCUGAGGAAAAUAAAUCUUACUUUGAUAAAUCAACACAAGGUUUAUUAUACACACUUGCAGCACUCUUUUUAUUGGUUUCAAUUUAUGGUUUUUAUCAAUUGGUUAUCAUUUCCAUCAUUAGAUUCAAAGGAAUUAUCACAAGGUUUGAAUUGGUACACCUUUUACUAUUAAUGAUUUUUAUUUUCGUAUCUGUGAGAAUGGUUUAUUUCUUCCUUUUACCAAAAGGUUAUCUAGCAGAUUCUUCAAUUGCAGAUUAUAUAUUGGUGGUUUUACCAACUUUCUUUUUCUUUAGUUGCUUUACAAUCAUUAUUGUACUUUGGUAUGCAAUUGUAUUUUUAGUAUUAAAAAAUAAUAGUAGGGCAAGUGAUUUAACUAAAAGAGUUAAUUAUAUAUUAAUAAUGGUAAAUAUUAUUAUUUAUCUUUUAUUAAUUUCAAUUGUAAUUGUUUUUCAAUAUACAAAAGAUAGAUAUAAUAAUAAUUGUGGUAAUAGAAUUAUAAUUGAUGUUAAAACUUCAACAAGUCAAAAAGCAGUUUCAAUUGUUUAUGCAGUUGUUCAAGCUACAAUUAGUCUUGUAAUUGGAUCAGCAUUUAUUUAUUUAGGUAGUAGCUUAUAUAGUUCAAUGAGUAAAGCCAUUUCAAAUAGUAACAAUGCAAGAGCUGUCAAGAAAGCAAAGAAAAUCUUUUUAUUAACUACAAUCUCUGGUACUGGUUUUAUAUUACAUUGUAUUUUUAUUAUUAUUUUAGUUUCUAUAAAGAAUCCAAGUGUUAUUUUUAGUUUUAUUGGUUUAAUAAUAACUGAAAUCAUACCAUCUGUUACUAUUUUAUAUUGUUAUGACCAAAGAGUUGGCUUACACUUGGAUAGAUCUUUAAAUACAAAAACAUCAUCAGCAACUUCAUCCUCUUCUUCAAAUAAAUUAAGCAAAUUAACUUCAACUGAGAAAACUUUUAGUGAAAAUUUAUCCUCAGAAUAA
Dictyostelium discoideum AX4 is the source of this 7872-nucleotide messenger RNA. RefSeq lists its product as hypothetical. NCBI's taxonomy places the organism in Eukaryota, Evosea, Eumycetozoa, Dictyosteliales, Dictyosteliaceae. The transcript is spliced from 4 exons. Bases 1 to 7872 code for a protein of 2623 amino acids. The record is from RefSeq and is a predicted model, not a curated record.